AUGGAGUCCGCUCCGCAGAGCCAGCCCGACGCCCUGUCCGCAGGCCGACGCAUCUAUCUGGGCAACCUCCUCUACUCGGUCAAGCCGUACAAUAUCGAGGAAGCGCUCGCCGCCAACGGCUUCGGCGACUUCGAAAAGAUCCACAUCUCGGUCGAUCCCGUCAGCGCACGAAACCCGGGCUACUGCUUCGUCGACUUCCCCGACAGCGAUGCCGCCCAGCGCGCCCUGUCCUCGCUAAACGUCGCCAUCAGCGGACGCCCCGUCAAGGUCGGCCCCUGCGAGCCCAAGAAGCAGCGAAACCGUCCCUCGGACCGCGGCGACCGCUUCGCCUUUGAGCGCUGGGGCGACUGGGGCGCAAGCAAGGGUGUCGAACAGGGGCCUCGCGGGGCCCUGAACCACUUUGACGACAUGGUCGAGGACGGCCACGAGGGGCGGAGGCUAUACGUCGGAGGGCUGGGCAAGAUGAUUGAUCAGGCCCAGAACAACCGCGAGAUAAGCGAGCUCUUUGCCCACUUCAACCCAAUCGCCAUCGGUAAGCGAAUAACGCCGCACGAGGCUACGAGAUCCAAGCCCGGCAACCACCACUACUGCUUCGUCGACUUUGAGACCAAAGCAGAGACGCGGGCAGCCAUCCAGGCCCUCAACGGCAAACCCAUCCCGGGAGGGCGGCUCAAGGUCGCGCUGGCCGGCAAGAUCCCCCAGAAGCUCAUGGAGCGCCACACGGACGCGCGCUACGGCCGUCGUGCGUACAACACGAGCCCGGAGGAGGACUCCGGGCGUCAGGGUGAGGGCGCCGCGCAGGCGGGCAGCAGGGCCAUGGCAUCCCGAGACUGGCGCAGGAAAAGAGACGAGGCAGAGUGA
Molecule: messenger RNA, 861 nt
Organism: Hirsutella rhossiliensis
Lineage: Eukaryota; Fungi; Ascomycota; Sordariomycetes; Hypocreales; Ophiocordycipitaceae
Product: RNA recognition motif domain-containing protein
Exons: 4
Coding region: 1-861 (286 amino acids)
Molecular function (GO): RNA binding
Source: RefSeq, a predicted model, not a curated record